Talaromyces marneffei is the source of this 942-nucleotide messenger RNA. RefSeq lists its product as uncharacterized. The record is from RefSeq and is a predicted model, not a curated record. Lineage: Eukaryota; Fungi; Ascomycota; Eurotiomycetes; Eurotiales; Trichocomaceae. The transcript is spliced from 5 exons. Bases 1 to 942 code for a protein of 313 amino acids.
AUGCCACGUUCGAAAAAGAAGAAAGUCAAUAUUCAACCUGAAGAGCCAAGCUCUCUACCAUCCGCUUCAUCUCCCACCCCCGAAUCUCCACCACUCGACCGCCGUCUCAACGAUAUUCUUCGUCUCGUCGAAUCACUCCAACUGCCAAAAAAUCACGAAGACCGCAUUGAAGAAUACGACGAAACGUCCUCAAUCGAUGAAGCAACUUUGAUCGUGCGCGAAAACAUGGGGCUACCGUUUACACCCUUGGAGGAGCUUGACAACGCACUAAAGGACUUUUUCAAUGAUGGUCCAGAGGAGCUCUGCUACUCUUUCGACGCUUUUAGGAUGGCCGCUAUGGAAGGGAAGACGGAUGUGCUAGAGGAGACAAGGAUGCGGUUCAUGGGCCACUCAGACCAAGCUUCCACGCUCGAAGCGCUCAAUUGGCAAUCUAGGAGCCUUGAAGGACUUCCUACGAUGGCCGAAAUUUCUAGCACCCCGAGCGCUGACUUGCCUAAAUGUUUUACACAGGCAAAGAAGGCAGCGAUAGAUGGUAAGAUUGGCAAACUGACUGUGCUAGGUGUGAGCCUAGGUGAUGUGGAAAUGAUAGAAAGGGGCGAGAAGAAAAGCAAGGAUAUAGACUACACAUCCUUUGCUCACACUUUUGUCUUGGCUAUUGGACUGGUUGAUGGAGGUGGCUCAAAGCUUGGCUCGUGGGAGGAAGCCAAGGUCUUUAUGAAGGCAUUCAAGAAGCUCACUCGUCCUGCGCCCUGGUCAUCUGAAUUGAACGCGGCGUACGAGAAGCCCUUCGAUGUGGAUCUCGAUUCAAUCUGCAACAAGAAACAUCUACAGUCUCCCCUCAUUCCUAUCUACCGACCCUGGGUGAGAGUAUUCGAGUUGAGUGAUGUUCAAGUAGAAAACAUCAAGAAAGUUACGCCGAAAUCAGUUCAUGAGUCUAUUUAG